This is a messenger RNA of Cheilinus undulatus (humphead wrasse), 1184 nucleotides long. Its product is annotated as butyrophilin subfamily 3 member A2-like. The record is from RefSeq and is a predicted model, not a curated record. Bases 69 to 887 code for a protein of 272 amino acids. The transcript is spliced from 6 exons. NCBI's taxonomy places the organism in Eukaryota, Metazoa, Chordata, Actinopteri, Labriformes, Labridae.
GUGAAAACAGCAGCACAGACGUUUAGAGACAGCCGAGAUUUUGACGCGUCAUACUGAAGGAGUCCAGGAUGUGGCGUCCACGUGUUUCCUCCAGUCCCUGCUGUCUUUUACUUUCCCGCCACUCUGUCAUUCUCCUGAUACUGUCUGUUAAAGUGCGGUCUGAGUUGGUGUGUUCAGAUCAGCCAAUCAUAGCUCAGGCUGGUGAUGAUGUCAUCCUGCCAUGUCACUUUGAACCUGCCAUUAACGCCAGCUCUGAGGCGUUGCUGUGGACCAGACGUGACCUGAAGCCCGAGUUAAUCCAUUUUUAUGAGGAGAACCAGCUGAUGCGUUACGUUCUCCAUCCUUCUUUUGUCGUACGAACUGAAACGGUGGAGGACGAGCUGAAGCAUGGGAACGUCUCCCUGAAAAUCAACAACGUGAGACCGUCCGACACCGGGACGUUUUCUCUGCUGCUGAUAGGAUCGAGAAAAGGAGAAGCUUCUGUGCAACUCUUUGUUGUUCCCACCCUGUCCAUUGAUAUAGUCCACAAUGAAACGGGGCGUUUGGUGGUCCAGUGUAAAUAUGAAGGCUGGCAUCCAGGCUCAGAGCUGCUGUGGCUGGACGGAUCAGGAAACACCAUCUCUGCUGGAUCUCUGCAGUCAGUCGGGGGUCCCGAUGAUCAUUUCACUGUCAGCAACUUAACCGUGGAGAAGAAAGACGGGGAUGUGAUCACCUGUAGAGUCCAGCUGAAGAACAUCAACCAGAGGAGAGAAGCACAGAUCCGUGUACCAGAGGAUUUCUUUGAGGAGCGGUCUUUUCACUUGACUCUUGGGAUCAGUUUAACUGCUGCACUGGCUCUCAUGCUUAUCAUCGUCACACUGGUAAUAUACAAAACUAGGAGGCACUGAAAAACUAUGAAGCCAAAUAUCACAACAGAGGUGGCUAGUGACUGACAGGACUAAACAAAAACAAAACAGGGAACCUGAGAGGAACGAAAGUUCAGCUAAGGAAGGAGGGAGGACUGCAGAACGACUGACUGAAGUUCUUUAAAAGAGACAGGACGGCCAACAGAUCAGCUCCAAAGGACAGCAGCACCUCCAAGGAACAAUAAAACACCAAGGAGAGAUGAAGAGUCAAACCUUCAAGUCUUCUCACUGGUCUUUAACCAGUUCCAGCCUCCACAUAGAGGAUCCAUCAUUAUUUUU